GAAGGCUCUCUGCAUCUCUCUACCACUAUAAUUUCAAUAAAGCAGAUAUUGACUGUGAAUGACGGCUGCCAGAUACCAUAUUCUAAACAAAAGAUUGGACGCCUAGCGGGGGAAGAGUUCUUUUCUGCCGGAAGGGCACACAAUGAACACGCAAUCAUCAACCUUCGACGAAAGAGGCAGUCGUCGUGUUUCCAGUAUGGGUACAUUUCGCAGCAGUUUUGGACGCUCCUUGAGCUUUUGGAAGCGCCAUGAAAGCGGCGUAUCUCGUUCGGCCAUGGAAGGCUCGGUACGCGCUCUGGGGUCCGAAAGUCCGCCACAGACGAACCUUUUGGCUCGUAGAAUUGGUUCUUGUUGGUCCGUGUGGCCGCCGGAAUCCCGAAAAUCGUUUUGGAGACGAAUCUUUACCAGUCGACUCUGGAGAUUUCUGCUCGUCGUCUUCUCCAUUCUACUUUUGUUCGGCGCCCAGAUGCGGACUCUUCUGCUUCCCAAAUCGACCGAUCUCUUUGUGGAUCUACUCUUCACCGUCAUGUUUUUCUUCUUUGUGGCUGAUAUUGCCAUGAGGGUAGACGCCGAACCCAACUACUUCGGAAUGCGUGUAUGGUGCCGGACCCCGGAAAGUGCUUCCGAACAUAUCAACAUGGAAGGUUGCGGUAAUUGUGAAUUAGGGAGCUUCAUUUUUUGGUGCGAAGUCAUCUCGACGUUGGCGUUGUUGUACGAAAUUUCGUUCAUCGCCAAAGACAACUUUGCCGAGCGAGAUAUGGUGAUUAGAUUGAAUGAAUUCGGAGCCCCGAACGGGGGACUGGACGGGGUCAACGAGGCCAUCCCGGUAGAACGAGAACUCGACUUAAUCGUCAUUAUUGCCAAAACAGCUCGUUUGGCCCGCUUUAUCAAGUCUUCUACGGCGGUCAACCUUUCGUCUCGAAUUCCGUGGUACUGGAUACUCAAGCGAAUUCAUCCGGGACAUUUGUUCGGAGCUGUUCGUCGAUUCGUAUGUUGCUGCUCGGAAAGAUCGAAGUCCGGUCGUGAACAUGACCGACAUGCAAUGCCUGGAGAAUCCACUUUAGCCCGCCAUACGUCUCGGAGAGGUCUCGGUAUGAAGGUACUGGCCAAUGCCAAAAAGGAAGCCGUCGAAAAAGAGUACCAGAGAGCUCAAACUUGGAAGGACUACCCCAUAAGGGCACUCCGUUUCGUCGGCAUCUUGAAAAAGGACAACGCCGAAUGGCGUCGUCAAUUGGCGGCCACCAAGAUCCAACGGGCUUGGCGUGCCGUUUUAUUUCAAAGACAUUGUGAUGAAGGAGACGAUGUCUCUGGUUACGUCAGCAAUGACUAUGCUUGGAAAGCGCGGUCUGCGGGGAACAAUGCGAUGGAAAAAGCUUUGAAAAAGAAAUCUAUAUUAUCCCAUUUCAACCAAAUGAACAGUCGAGGAAUUUUGAUCGCGUCGGGAGGCAUACAGAAGGUAAGCGAUGUCACUGUAGUCACGGAAUCAACCAAUACGUUGCGGCGAGGGCCAAGCCGUGAGGAGCUCAAAGUCGGUAGUGCGAUGCGUGAACUGACCGGGCAACGCGUGGCACUAGGUAUCAUUUUCUCCUUGGUGCUGUCGUCCAUUUUCACCUACACCGAACACAACGCGACCCGGCCAGCCACAAUGAUUGUUCUCCACAACCAAACAGGAAACCCUGCAUUUGCUGAAAGAGCACUGACCGCUGCGAGAUCAAGCGCGGUUCCUAAUCUCUUUGAAUACCAUCUAGCCAGCGGGGACAUAGAAAGAUUUACGUUGGACGAAUGGGAGAAACCCACCAAUCUUCGUGACAAAGAGAAAAUUCGAAUUACUAUCAUUGAUUUUAGCGAUCAAUUGACUGUCGGUCGCUUUGCAAUCAAACGAAAAAGCAUGGCAGAUGCUGUUGUCUCUCUGCUAGCGACUAUCUUUGUUAUUUUGGUCUGGUUCUUUGGUGUUACUGCGUUUGCCGGACCUGUUAUGGUUUUGGUUGUUAUUCCGAUAGAACGAAUGGUUCGUUUGCUCGGAAUGUUGAUGCUUGAUCCGUUGGGCUAUCAAAGCACUUCACGCUACAAGAGAUAUAUAACUGACGAAAACGAGAUAACCAAGAACACUUUCUGGUCCCGAGAAAUUCUGAAAGGAAUGGAGACAUCCUUCUUAAUGUCAACGAUUCUUCGAAUAGGCUCCUUAAUGAAGGUUGGUUUUGGAAGCGCCGGCGUUGAUAUCAUCCGUAACAAUUUAGAGAAGGGGCAGAGCAAAAACAUGCUGAUAUUGGACUCCCAAGGUAUCACGGUAUCGUGUAUUUUUCUCUUCUGUGAUAUCCGCCAGUUUACCGAUGCUACGGAAUGCCUUCAGGAAGAAGUCUUUGUGUUUACGAACCGUAUCGCAGCAGUUGUACACUCCAUCUGUCAUUCGUAUGGAGGUUCAGCGAACAAGAAUAUCGGAGAUGCUUUCUUAUUAAGUUGGCUGUUGGAUGAAGAAGGUGGGACAUCGGCUCCAUCAUCAGUUUCUUUCGACGCGCCUGGUUAUCGCAAGGCGGAAGAAUUUAUCGCAAAACACCAUCAGGCUGAUAAGGCUCUCUUGUCUGUCGUCAAGAUAUGCAUGGCACUUCACCAUGAUGACUUUUAUAUUUCCACCAUGAGUGAAGGUGCUCGCGCAGCUCUACUUUCCAAGCUGUCGAAUCGAUCUGGGCCUGUCGUACAAUUGGGUUUUGGGUUGCAUGCCGGAAAGGCUGUGCAGGGGGCGAUUGGUUCCCAACGUAAGAUUGAUGCAACUUACGUUUCAGAAGCUGUGGAGCUCGCUGAAUUUCUCGAAUCGUCCACCAAAAAGUACGGAUUGAAAAUGCUGAUGUCCGACACUUUUCAUCGACUCCUUCAUCCAAAUAAUCGACGCCGCUGUCGCAAAGUCGACCAGAUUUUGAUACAGAAUGACGACGGGGGUGAUGAAGAAGAAAUGGAGGGUGACAAAAUUGAGCUUUUGACAUUUGAUAUGGAUAUUGGCGCUCUAUGGCAAGGAGCCAAUUCUAGACAUUUAAGAAAGGACCAUUCCGUAAGGUCCGACGCUGGUCAAGAAUCGGACACAGAAUCAGCGAGUGACUCUAGGAUAAAGCGUGAUUUGGGUCGUAAGGUAAUGCGGCGCCACAGCCGACGCUUGAGUACCCGCGACGUUUUAAACGACGAGUUGAGCGAGACUGGACUGCGAACCAGUGGUACUGCAGGAGACAGUCAAACUGAUGUCAUUGGCGACGGUCAAGGCACCAACGCUCCGCCUCAGCUCGUAUUACCCACAGGACCGGCUUUGUACAACUCCAACGUUUGGGUGAGCAAGGAAAUAAGACUCAUUCGCAAUCUGUAUACGGAUGGCUUGUUCUUUUUGACAUUUAACUCUGGACUGCAAGCGUUUUAUGCAAAAGAUUGGGUUACUGCAAAGACCAACUUUGCAGCUAUUUUGGACCGCUUUGAAGAUGGGCCAUCCAAAUACUUUUACGAUCAGAUUAUCAAACACAAAGGAACCCCACCAAAAGAUUUCCGCGGUUAUGGGAUUGCUUAA
Messenger RNA from Phaeodactylum tricornutum CCAP 1055/1, 3544 nucleotides. RefSeq lists its product with no specific name. Bases 143 to 3544 code for a protein of 1133 amino acids. Gene Ontology annotation, biological process: cyclic nucleotide biosynthetic process; intracellular signal transduction. The transcript has 2 exons. NCBI's taxonomy places the organism in Eukaryota, Bacillariophyta, Bacillariophyceae, Surirellales, Neidiaceae. The record is from RefSeq and is a predicted model, not a curated record.